Mycetomoellerius zeteki is the source of this 1741-nucleotide messenger RNA. Its product is annotated as putative cyclin-dependent serine/threonine-protein kinase DDB_G0272797/DDB_G0274007. NCBI's taxonomy places the organism in Eukaryota, Metazoa, Arthropoda, Insecta, Hymenoptera, Formicidae. The record is from RefSeq and is a predicted model, not a curated record. The transcript is spliced from 2 exons. Bases 117 to 914 code for a protein of 265 amino acids. Gene Ontology annotation, molecular function: metal ion binding.
CCCCUCCUCGUGGUCGGUAUUUGUUCCGAUCUAGCCUCGCGCGAUGAUUAGAUUAAUUAGAUCGUACGGUUAGGAUCGUCUAGUUUGUAGAAAUCGACUGACUUAUAUUUGUUAUUAUGACUUCCUUGGUUGCGGAUUAUGGGACUUCCUCCGGUUCGGACGGUGAGACUGAUGACGUUUCGGAUAAUGCCUUUAAGGGUGCAGAGAAGGUGGAGUCAGAUGGAGAGGACGAAGAAGAAGAGAAUAACAAAGAGGAGAACAACAGGGAUAAUGAUGGACACGUGAGAAUAAUUGAAACAACAGCUUCCAAAGAAAAGCUUCCAUUACCUACGCCAGAUUUCAACAGCGCAUCCACAUUAAUGAGGACUUCAGUAUUCCUGAAUCCAUUUGUUGAGGCGGAGCGAGCAAAGAGCGCAAUCCUGGAGAAACAUGUAAAAAUGACACCUACGUUGGAUGACACGAAAAUGAUAAACGGUCGCAAGAUUUGCUGGAACUAUCGGAAGGGUCGUUGCCGUUUCGGCCACAAUUGUACUUUUGCCCACGACUCGGAUCUGCAUCGCAGCGCGGCCGAAUUGGAGGCCUUACGAACGCCACAGGAAACGCUGGUCUGUCAAACUCGAUAUAACGGGCAGCAGCAACAGCAGCAGCAACAGCAGCAGCAGCAACAGCAGCAGCAGCAGCAACAACAACAGCAACAACAACAACAACAACAACAACAACAACAACAGCUGCAGCAGAUACUGCCGCCCACGAACGACGACGAGAAUGAGGUAGAUCAGGAGAACAAUCAGACAGCAAACAGAAAGCGUAAGAAAAGGCCCGGCCUGUGCCAAUUGUUGCUUCCGAGUAAGAAAGUCUAUAAGCAGUUCAAAGCGCAACAACAACAACAGCAACAACAAACCAAAACUAGAUGAAUACUAUUUCUUUAUUUGAUGUAGUAAUAGGUUGAUGAAAUUGUCUUCUAGCCGAGUCGUUAUAUAUUUUUUGCGAAUCGGAAAACACGCGCAAUAUGUAUCUCCUCGAAAUAUUAACAGACCUUGCGGACGCUUUUAAUAAACAAAAAUUAUGAAAGAAAUAAUUUGGCAAGACAAAUUGUGAGAGAGUAAAAAUUAUAGGAGAAAAGAUCAGAUAGCGAAUAAUUUUAAAUUCGUUCUUAUCCUUUUGAGAAUCGAAUUUUCAUCUUUUAUCAAAAAACAAAAUGAAACUCAUUAGCGUAUAGCGAUGAGACUAACCGAGAUCUUAUCUCUAAGGUCUAUUAAUAUUUAAUUAAACGAUUGUGCGAACAAAAAAAAUUGUUAGAUAUAUAAAGGAAAAAGAAAAAAUUCCGACUUAUGCUUCCAAUAUGAAGAAACAUACGAUGUGUAGAAUAGGAACUUUUAAUUAAGAGAAACUUUGUCUCAUAUAAAUUUGCAAAAGACUAUUCAAUGUGUGCACAAAACAGACGCAUGUUGCGACCUUCUUAAGAUUCGUCUUUUGUAACGCAAUAAACGCGUAAAUCAUGUCUUCUUGUUAUUUCGUUUUCUCAUCAUUAGCUAAUUAUUUACUAAACAUUUGAUAAUACUGUUUGUGAGAGUACCAAAUAACAUUUUACGAUUGAAUACACAGAGUAUGUAAUAUCAUUAGAAUCCGACCGAAACCACAUUUUGACCUCCAACCGAAACCGAAAACGGAUUUUCGAUUGUCAUUCAAUUUUGGUCGAAAAAGAAAUUUAGGUAAGUUUUAUUUAGAUAAGUCACAUUUU